Messenger RNA from Mercenaria mercenaria, 4276 nucleotides. RefSeq lists its product as uncharacterized. Gene Ontology annotation, biological process: peptidyl-threonine phosphorylation. Gene Ontology annotation, molecular function: protein serine/threonine kinase activity. The coding region runs from base 465 to 1814 and encodes 449 amino acids. Gene Ontology annotation, cellular component: cytoplasm. The transcript has a single exon. The record is from RefSeq and is a predicted model, not a curated record. Lineage: Eukaryota; Metazoa; Mollusca; Bivalvia; Venerida; Veneridae.
AGACAGCAAAAAGAUUAAGAUUUAAGUAACAAAUCAGUGUUUUGGAAUGUAAAUUUCAACGGAGCGUGAAAUAUACAAUUUCAUUAAUCACAUGCAAAUUUGCUUUAAUUUAAUGUCCGACUAUUAAUACCAACUGGUUUCUUAUUCCACCUCAGACUCCUACGCAGUGAUCUCCCAUAUGACGAUAGCCUUCGUUAUAUUGUAUUGAAAUGGGCUUGGAAAGAGGGAAGUACAUUACAUUUCAGCUAUUCCUUGAAUUAAAUAAAAAGAAUUCAAAAUGCAUUGUAUACAUAUAGAUUAAUAGAAGACAAAGGAUGUGUGUAUCGCAUAAUUGGAUAAACUGUUUAUACCAGUGUUGUCGGGUAAAUAGACCGGCGUUGUUAUAACGCGUUGUUUCAAUUGUGAGUUGUAAAAGAUUUACGCACUAGAAAUGGAAUAAGUGGUAAAAGAUUAACGCACUAGAAAUGGAAAAAUACGAGGAAAUGUUAGAUAUUGCAUUUGCAAUGGAUUGCACAGCAAGCAUGGGAAUCUAUAUAGCUGUUGCUAGGGAGAACAUAAUACAAAUUGUUAGGGAUAUAAAACAACGUAGGCAGUGUGACGUCAGACUUGCUUUAGUUGAAUAUCGUGAUCAUCCACCGGCAGAUGAAACCUUCAUCACCCGUACACACGACUUCACACAUAUUCCAGGAGAGAUGAGAAAGUGGUUGUAUGCGUGCGAUGCAGCUGGGGGUGGAGACCUCCCGGAAGCUGUUGCAGACGCUUUACAAGAAAUUCUUUUGUUAAGUUGGAGAGAAGAUGCUACGAAGAUAUGUGUGUUUAUAACAGACGCCCCGCCUCACGGACUUGGAACAUUUGCUGAUAAGUUUCCUGGAGGAUGUCCAGAUGGACUGGAUCCACUGGUUAUUUGCCAAGCGCUAGCUAAAGCAGGUAUUGCAGUGUAUGUAGCGGGUUGUGAACCAAGUAUCUGUGCGUAUAAAGACUUUUACUUGGCUCUUACACAUAUUACAGGUGGACAAUACGUACCUAUGGAAAAAUCUGACUCGUUAGUAAAACUGAUUACAUAUGGAGCUAUUGAAGAAUUGUCACUUAGAAAAUUUGAAAAUGAAGUUGACGAAAUUGUGCGAGCUCAAAUAAUUAAAGGUCGUGCGCUUGAUGAGGAAUAUGUAGCACGACAGUUACAUAUACAGAUAACAAAACGUGGAGAAAAAGUAUCACAACUGCAAAUGAAUAAGAAAGAGCUGGCGUCAGCCAUGUCUUCCAAAUUUGCCAGGUCUUUGACGACAAUGAAAUCUUUUUCUGAGAUCCAAGAUGUUUACAAACUCCCUAAAGAAUUAAGAUUGUCGGCUAUAAAAGAUUUACAACUCAGUGUGCCCGAUUCAGAUCGUCUCUCUGUAGCUGGUGACUCAGACACGGUUUCGCUAAACACCACACAAACGCCCGAUUCUGCAAGAUAUUCGCUUGCUGGAGAUGAGUAUCGUAGCAGUGAUUCUUUGUCACCCGGGACAGACAAGCUAGUUGAUAAAAAGGUUAAAAGAACUGUCAGCAAAACUAAAGGCUUAAGAGGUGUACUGCCGCCGUUGGAGGAAUUAAUGACUUCUUCGAGACCAGGUAGUGCAGAUUUACCGACUCGUCGAUGUGGCGUAGACGGAGUGUUGAGACCGAAAUCAAGUGACGGCGCAAAGCACGUAACCAAAUCAACUGCAGACAAAACUCCUUCUGUAGACAAAGGCAAUGAUCUAGAAAGUGUGGAAGCUAACUUGUCAUUAUCUCAGUCUGUCAGAUUGGUGCAAAGAUCUCUUCAAAAGUUUAAAUAAGUAAUCCGAUAUUCUUCGAAUUUUGCUACUUAAGACAGUGCAUUCCCCAACUCUCUCACCUUCAUACCGAAACCCUCGAGUAGUACUUGUUUGAAUGUAUUUCGUGAAAAUUUACAUAAAAUAUACAAAAAAGUGAAACAUAAACAUCGACCACAAAAAAGACAAAUAAAGGAACACAGUGGGACACUGUUUUCGAACGGUCAGUGGCAAACAAAAACAACCGAAGAGUUUAGACCGGUUAAUGGAGCACCAAAUCUCACCCUCAACCCUUACAUCACGGUUAAAAAAACGUGUCUUUUUGAUUAUCUAGCGGGGAAAGACAAUGUUAUUCGGGUAGUACAACAGUUAUUCUAGCAAAACGAUUAGCUACACGUGCUCAUAAUUUUAUCAGUGUCAUAAUUUGACGUUAUAUUUUGACGUCUAAGCGUAUGAGAGAUUUUUAAUGUAAAAGAUUUUUGAAAAAUGUUGCAAUAGUAUUAAUGGUAGGCAAUAUAAAUAUUAUCUAACAUGUCUGUCUGAAUAAGUACAAUUGUUAUAAGUUUCAAUCCAUUCCAACUAGCGAGUAGAGCUGCUGAGAUACCAUGCUUACAUACAAAAACUUAACCAAAAACGGAUGAAGACAAAACACUGACCGGACCACUAAAAUUAACAAACUACUGACCGGGACAGCGUGGAUAAAAAUCCUCGCUAUCGCUCUGCUGUUCCACGGCCUUUGGGAAACAGUCUUACGAGAUGAACUACGAUUACGUAGGAAUCAUCAAUUCAUGCUAUUCUUUAAAAUUUCAUUGGGCCAUAGUAUGUUUUUCGGCGACGCCGUCUAAAUUCGUUUUCGUUACCUAUGCCACGUGACUUCAGUUUGCAAAUCAAACUACUUGAUAACGCAUUAUAGAUAUUUUAACAAAAUGGAAGAUUUAUGCAACACUCUGCCUGAUUGGACGAGAGUGUCAAUUUCUUUCACUCUGUUGAUUGUGCUACGCUGAGUGAAAUGUAGACAAAGUGUUUAUCCUAAACGACGCUGUUCACAGUUUUAAAGCUAACUUUGGCUCAGUAUAUUUAGCAAGAAUAUUGAUAUAUCUCAAAAUGAUAAGUAAGUUUAAUAAAUAUGAUAAAAACCUGUUCAAAUACCAACAUAUAUCAAAUUAAAGAAAGAGCUGAAUACGGUCUGCGUAUCACAUGAAUAAGGGUGUGAUAAGAGUCUUUUAUGUAGAGAAGUGCUUUUUAAAAGAUUUUCCUUGAUAAAAUUGUCGCCUGUAUAAGAAAAGGUUUCUUGCUUUUGUGACUUAUUCAGAUUGCAUAUUAAAAUGAAUACUUGUUUGCUUUGAUAUAUUUGUUAUAAAUUAUUUAACUGAUUUAUUAUAUAUGAAUAUUUUUCUUUAGUAUGGUAUGCAAAUAUUGAACUCAGUUGAAAUCUGUUUUAUUAUAUAUAUGCUAUAUAAUGAUUGAAUCUCAUUACACUGAAAUGAAGGUACGCUGCAUACAGUUUAUCUAUGUGAUAUGACUACGGUCAAACUUCACUUAUGAACUUCACAUAUGAAACAGAAAUAUUGAAAUAAUUACAAUUGUAUGUUUUGCUUGACCUUCACUUUUUUUAUAGGUGUGACGUCAUUGUCCAAAGAUUGAUGAAUAGCGAAUAUUCAUUUGUUAAAGCGGGAUCAGUUGGUCUAUUUUAGAAAUAAAUAAAAAUAAUAAAUAAACAAGAAAUAUCUUUAAAAAUGAUGGUCGGCGAAUUGUAAUAAGGAAAGAGGUUUGUGAAAUUUUCAUCUAACAUUCAUCUUUCAUCUAACAUUUUUCAAAUUGCAAGACUAAACACCGCACUUUAACAAUUUAAAUGGUUCUCUUUUAAUUUUUCGCAAAGGUUUUGUAGGGCUGCAAUUUUGUUUCGUUUAUCCUUAGACGAAUAAUUACAGCAGUAGUUUGAUGAAGAUUCAUGAAGCGGUUCAUGAGAAGAGGUCAUUAAACGUGUUUAUAUUUUUAGCUAAAUUGGUCCCUAUCCCCAUUUGUAACAAAAUAGCAGGAGACCUUACGAUAUUGUUACACAUCGAGUUUGAUAAAAAUCCAUUACAUUUUAGUGGUUAAUGCGAAGAAAGGCAUAUCUACUUUUAGCUAUGGUGGUCCCUAAUAGGGCCCAAGUUCCUAUAUAAAUAAAUUUGGAAGAGGACCUUAUAAUGAUGCUCCAGACCAAGUAUGACAAAGAUCCGCCAAGCUGUUCAUGAGACGCUGUAUAAAGGCAUUUCUAGUUUUAGCUCUAGCAGCCCCUAAAAGGGGUUAAAUGUCCCAGCUGAAUAAAGUUGGUUGCGGGCCUAAUAAAGAUGCUACAAAUCAAGUUUGGUUAGAAUACAUGAGAAAAAAUCAAUUAAAGGAUUUUUUCUAUUUAUUAUUUUUAUUUAUUUCUAAAAUAGACCAACUGAUCCCGCUUUAACAAAGCCAUAUCCGCUAUUCAUGAAUCUUUGGACAAUGACGUC